Messenger RNA from Abrus precatorius (Indian licorice), 2255 nucleotides. Its product is annotated as somatic embryogenesis receptor kinase 2. The transcript has 11 exons. The record is from RefSeq and is a predicted model, not a curated record. Gene Ontology annotation, biological process: protein phosphorylation. NCBI's taxonomy places the organism in Eukaryota, Viridiplantae, Streptophyta, Magnoliopsida, Fabales, Fabaceae. Gene Ontology annotation, molecular function: ATP binding; protein binding; protein kinase activity. The coding region runs from base 46 to 1950 and encodes 634 amino acids.
GUGUGAGGUAUUGUUUGGAUCUGAGGUUAUUGGUUACAUAGGUUGAUGGAGAGAAAGUUCUGGGCUUUAGGUUUCAUUUGGUGGGUCUUGUUGGUUCAUCCACCAUGGCUGAUUUCUGCUAACAUGGAAGGUGAUGCUUUACAUAGUCUGAGGACAAAUUUACUAGAUCCUAAUAAUGUUUUGCAAAGUUGGGAUCCUACACUUGUGAAUCCAUGCACAUGGUUUCAUGUAACUUGCAACAAUGAUAAUAGUGUCAUAAGGGUUGAUUUGGGAAAUGCUGCUUUGUCUGGUCAACUUGUUCCACAACUUGGUCAGCUCAAGAAUUUGCAGUAUUUGGAACUUUACAGCAAUAACAUUACUGGUCCUAUUCCAAGUGACCUGGGGAAUCUUACUAACUUGGUGAGCUUGGAUCUGUACCUAAACCGUUUCACUGGCCCUAUCCCAGAUUCAUUGGGCAAAUUGUCAAAAUUGCGUUUCCUCCGGCUUAACAACAACAGUCUGACGGGUCUUAUUCCCAUGACAUUGACUAAUAUUUCAUCUCUGCAAGUUCUGGAUUUGUCUAAUAACCGUCUAUCAGGCGUGGUUCCUGAUAAUGGCUCUUUUUCAUUAUUCACUCCUAUCAGUUUUGCAAACAACUUGGAUCUUUGUGGCCCGGUCACUGGGCACCCUUGUCCUGGCUCUCCUCCAUUUUCUCCUCCACCUCCUUUUGUCCCUCCACCCCCAAUUUCUCCCCCAGGUAAUAUUUGUUCUAUUGCAAUUGCUCUUGGAGGUAAUAGUGCCACUGGGGCAAUAGCUGGAGGAGUUGCAGCAGGUGCUGCUCUAUUAUUUGCUGCACCUGCAAUUGCUUUUGCAUGGUGGCGUCGAAGGAAACCGCAAGAAUUUUUCUUUGACGUUCCUGCUGAAGAGGAUCCUGAAGUCCAUCUUGGACAGCUUAAGAGGUUCUCACUACGAGAACUGCAAGUUGCGACAGAUAGUUUCAGCAAUAAGAAUAUUCUUGGGAGGGGAGGAUUUGGUAAAGUGUACAAAGGACGCUUGGCAGAUGGUUCAUUGGUGGCUGUUAAAAGAUUGAAAGAGGAGCGCACUCCUGGUGGAGAGCUUCAGUUUCAGACUGAAGUAGAGAUGAUUAGCAUGGCUGUGCAUAGAAAUCUCCUCCGUCUGCGGGGGUUCUGUAUGACACCAACAGAAAGGCUACUUGUUUAUCCCUACAUGGCUAAUGGAAGUGUUGCGUCGUGCUUAAGAGAGCGUCCUGCUCAUCAAGAACCCCUGGAUUGGCCAACUAGAAAAAGAAUAGCUUUGGGAUCAGCAAGGGGUCUUUCAUAUUUGCAUGAUCAUUGUGACCCAAAGAUUAUUCAUCGUGAUGUGAAAGCUGCAAACAUAUUGUUGGAUGAAGAGUUUGAGGCUGUCGUUGGGGACUUUGGAUUGGCAAAACUUAUGGAUUACAAGGACACCCAUGUGACAACUGCUGUACGGGGCACAAUUGGGCAUAUAGCUCCUGAGUACCUAUCCACUGGUAAAUCUUCAGAAAAAACUGAUGUCUUUGGUUAUGGCAUCAUGCUUCUGGAGCUGAUCACUGGACAGAGAGCUUUUGACCUUGCUCGGCUUGCUAAUGAUGAUGAUGUUAUGCUGCUUGAUUGGGUCAAAGGACUUCUGAAAGAGAAAAAGCUUGAAAUGUUGGUUGAUCCUGAUCUACAUAACAACUAUAUAGAAGCUGAGGUAGAACAGUUAAUCCAGGUUGCACUGCUCUGCACACAAGGUUCCCCUAUGGAGCGACCUAAGAUGUCAGAAGUGGUGAGAAUGCUUGAAGGUGAUGGCUUGGCAGAAAGGUGGGAUGAGUGGCAAAAAGUUGAGGUUCUUCGCCAGGAGGUGGAGCUGGCCCCUCAUCCCAAUUCUGAUUGGAUUGUCGACUCGACCGAGAAUCUACAUGCAGUUGAGUUAUCUGGUCCAAGGUGACCCUGGCACAGUAGUAAGUUUAAGAAAAAAGAAUCGAAUUAUUUAUGACUUAUUUUUUAACUAUAAAAAGUUUUCUUUUUUCCUUUUGAGUUCCUUGAAGUACCAUAUCCUGAUUACAUCUCAUGUAAGUUCACUGCAUUAUAUUCAUUUACAUUUGUGCAUAGGGGUCGCUUUGUCAAGUUGCAAUUUGUAUCAUCUGCUGCAUUUGAUGAAGUGAUGUUUACUUAGAUGAAACAAUGGCAGCUUAAUCUUUUUGUACACCCAUGUUUUAUACUUGUUCAAUCUAUAAUUUAUACCUUAAUCUC